Molecule: messenger RNA, 267 nt
Organism: Menidia menidia (Atlantic silverside)
Lineage: Eukaryota; Metazoa; Chordata; Actinopteri; Atheriniformes; Atherinopsidae
Source: the annotation of a GenBank genome assembly
GCCUUCUCCCAGGUCCUGGGCGUGGCGGCGGAGGCUCUGGCCGGCGGCCUGAACGUCCUGCUGCAGCACACCUCCCAGUUCCUGCACGCCGCCGGACUGCAGCUGUGCCUGGCGGUCAGCGGGGCCUCGGCCCUGCUGUCGGUGGUGGCCAUCAUCAUCUACUCCGUGGACAUGGAGAAGAACCCCGAGCUGCCCUGCGACUCGCUGUCUCUCACUCCAGCCGGACCCCCCACCCCCACCACUCUCCUGCCCUCGGGCCGAAACUGA